Molecule: messenger RNA, 2149 nt
Organism: Polistes dominula (European paper wasp)
Lineage: Eukaryota; Metazoa; Arthropoda; Insecta; Hymenoptera; Vespidae
Product: E3 ubiquitin-protein ligase MARCHF8
Molecular function (GO): zinc ion binding
Source: RefSeq, a predicted model, not a curated record
AUUUUAAUCCUUUCAUCAUUGUGACAGGCAAUUAAUCAUCACUUUACAUAAAAUGCAAUUGACAUAUUUGAAAACUGAAUAUGCAUAUCUGCCAAUAUUGCAAUUAUUCUAUAUAUAUAUAUAUAGAAAUAUAUAUGAAAUAUCAUGUACAGCUAUCGUAGUUGCCCGAAAAUAGAUUUAAUCGUUUAAGAUUUAAAAAUUUCAUAAAUUCAAUUAAUUGUGUUAAAAUUUGUAUUUCGCGCGUUACAAUCUCUAUGUUCGAAAUGUAAAGCCACUGAUUGGAUUAUUCAACAUUCGAUGUCCACUCACCGAAGUGGAUUGGUUAAUUCUAUUUAAGCCACGCCUACUUCAAUGUUAUGACAGCGCAUGAUAAAAAUGAAGUAUAAACUUUGUCAAAGAGAAAAACUAGAAAUUUGCCAUGCACACACAGUCGGUAUUCGGUUUUAUGUUAAACAUUGACGCGGUUCGAGAAGUGCGUUCGAAUAGUGAACGGUGAUAAAUAUACAUGUAAAUAAACAAAUAAUUUCAAUUAAAAGAAUUUAGACUGGAGAACCGCUAAUUAAUCCACUGCAUCGAAAUCAAGUAUAUACAGCACUCACUACGCCGUGUCAUUGACUUGGAACGAAGUGUCAAAAUCGCUCGAGUCCAUCUUCAUCUUUGCCGACAUUUAACCAUAACAAAAAUCAUCGGUCCGCCGUCCGUCCAUUCGUAGUAACAUAUGUAACAAAGAAAAGCUGGUUUCCAUAUAUUCCAAUUAAAUACAACAUAAAGAUACAAACAGUGUUGUUUAAUAACGCUCACUUCUUGGAAUAUAUUUCAUCAUGACAUUACACAAAGAGUGCAAAAAAACAUUCAAAAAGAUGUAUCAGAUAAAAGUCUUUUUUCACUGAUCAAAACAUAUUGAGAUUGGAGAGUGAUGCCUAUUCAUCAGAUCAAUGUUAAUCCGCCUGACUGGCAACCACCUUUAUCUCUUGGUCCUUCCACAAAUAAUAGUCCUGCUGGAGGAGAAGGACUACCAGAAUGGACUCCACGAGAAUCAGCAUAUGGCACUGUUGUCACAAUUAUACCAGAGCAUUGUCAUUCAUCUGUAAGCACAUUAUCUUCAAGCAAUCAUGAUAUUUGUCGAAUCUGCCAUUGCGAGGGUGAAGAAGGUGCUCCAUUGUUAGCACCAUGUUAUUGCAGUGGUAGCUUACGUUAUGUACACCAAGCGUGUCUACAACAAUGGAUUAAAGCAUCAGAUACUCGUGCUUGUGAAUUAUGCAAAUUCACGUUUGUCAUGCAUGCUAAAACAAAACCAUUUUAUGAGUGGGAAAAAUUAGAAAUGUCUGCUUUGGAGGUACGUAAAUUAUGGUUAACAGUGGUAUUCCACGGAUUAGCUGCACUUUGUGUAGCUUGGUCCUUAUACGUACUUGUCGAACGUUCGGUGGAGGAAGCUCGACGUGGAUUUUUAGACUGGUCCUUUUGGACUAAACUAAUUGUUGUUGUAAUAGGUUCUACUGGAGGUAUAGUUUUUAUGUAUAUUCAAUUCAGGACAUAUAUUACAUUAUGCAGAAAGUGGCGAGCAUUUAACAGAGUGAUAUUUAUUCAAAAUGCUCCGGAGAAAGUGGUGCUUCCUCCUUCACCUACAGAUUCUUUAAGAGAAAUGUCAUUGCCUCUAAAGGAUCCAACUGCCUCCAUGCCAGAGCUCAAUCGUACCCUAUUGCCCCGUACUAUAGAUCCUCCAUGUGCCUCACAGAUGGUAAAACCAGAAUGUGUUGCAUCUUCACAAAGACAUGAUGCCCAAUUGAAACUUUAUGUCUUUGAUAAAUUGUCUUCUUCCGAAGACAAUCUAUAAUAAACUGAAAAAUGAUAAACUAAUGCUAACUACGUAAAUGUAAUUGGCCAAGUUUAAUUUACAUAUAAAUGAAUGGGUGAAGUGGUGAUUUUAGAAUAUAUUACGAUUUCGAAAAUUGAAAUUCCCUUUUCGAAACCGACAAGUAUCCGCCCCUGUGAAGCACCUUUAUUUGGAACUUAGUACUUCAGUGCUUAAAUUGAGAAUGGGAUAGCUGAAAGUGUUCGGUUUAAAUGCUGACAUUUUUCUUCGACGAUUGUGUACAUAAUUAUUGUAUCUGUGAUGUUAUUAAAUAAACUUUACCAUAUUUAAACAAUA